AUCAACUAGCAGAGCGGCGACAAGCGGCCAACCGGGCGGAAGGCUGUCAACGAGCGCGGUCGAGUUGGGCAAUAUGAUUAUCGAAAGCACAGCCGACAACGACGGCGAAUGAUUCGAGUUACUGACAUUCUCCACAGUCACCGACAGACCUGCGAGCCGAUACAAUAUCGCGCGCGGUGUUAUCGGAUAAAUUAUCGCGAUCGGCAGCGAUUGAGUGUUUGUGCCUCCGUAAUCCUCGGUGAAAAUCUCGGUGGUUGAUAAAAAAAAAACAAAGAGCAUGUGAUGCAAUUCGCCAAGUUUUCCCGCGGGGAUUUCCGCUCAGAAUUAACGGUGCAUCGAUUGAAUGUCGACGGUAUCAAUAUCGAUGUACAGUGUAUAAUAUAUGUAUAUUGAUAAUGCAACGCGCAACUAAUGGCCUUAGAGCAUAUAAGCGUCGGAGCGAGUCGUGGUUUUGCAGUUUUCAAUGUCACAUAUUUUUAUCAAUUUUAAAUUUAAACUUGACGGAAAUAAAUUUCCGUUUGCCAAAGUGAGAGAGAGAGUGUGUGUGUGCGUGUGGAAAUACGCGGAGGGUCUAAAAAGUCGGGUUUCGGGAGGAAAAAACUGGACGCAUGGACGCAUCCUCGAACGAUGACGCAUAUGCGGUCCUUCGGACGGGCGUGAAAGGAAAUAGAUAUGACCGUUGCAAAUCACCGUUGCUUUCCAAAUCAUAUCCGUUCUGUGUUAAAACUAGGAUGCGUUUCAUUCUAACAGAAAUCUUUUGACUCUUGCCUCUUGCGUCAGCGACGGAUACUUGAAAGAUAUCGCGUCGUGACGCGCCUGCAAAAGAAAAUUGUGCUUGAAGUCACGCUUGAAAUAGAAAUAAUUUUUAUUCGAUACUUAUAUAAUUAAUACAACGUAAAAUAGGUCCCCUCGCAGUUUCCACAACUUCCGCAAACAACGCGAAUGUAACGAACGUAAUGAAUUUUGAUUGCCGAUUCAGCGGGAUUUCGCUCCUGAUUUCUGCUUUUCUCGCGUUAAGACGCACGCGUUAAGUUAUUUCGCGACAGUUGGGACGGUGCGAACAGUUCCGCUUUGUUUGCAGCGUUCGUUAGAACAUGAUCCUUGAAAAACGCCCGAUAUUCCUCGUUCUCGCUCUCCACUUCCUCCGCGCGCUCUGCAACGAUGACGCAUUUGCGUCGAAAGGGACAACGAUCGCCGGGGACGCCGCCGGGUCGGCGAGAUUGGAUUACGAUGGGGACGCGAUGGAGAAUCCGGGGAAGAUCUACGAGGGCAUUUCUAGAUCUACGGAGAAUAGCUUCGCGAGCCACGAUGCGAUCACGACUCUCUACGGAUCCACCGUGGAACCCCUGACGACUGAUUUCCAGCCGGUCACCGAUGACGAUAAAUCCUCAUCAUCCACGACUGUCGAGCAGACUACGAGGUCCACUACUGUGCCCGACGAUGUGAUUACCGUCGAUAGUCUGAUCAAUAUGACGAUCUGCGAGCCGACGUGGCCGAUAAACGCAAGCGCGGAUACAAAGGAAGUGUUUAACUUGACGGGCGAGAUAGGCACAGAAUGGAUCUCUCUCUUGUGGGAAUCUCCGUGUGACGUGACGAACGUCUCGGUGAUAUACUCCAUCGAGAGAUGCGACGAAAAAAAUUGCACCCAGACAAAUGAGACUAAUACCUGGCAUAACGCUACCAAUCUCGAUCCAUGCACGCAGUAUGCGUUCAAGGUGAAAAUUCUUACCGAAUUCUGGGUGUCGGACGGAGUCGAUCUGUCAGCCACGACGGAUCACGCCAUUCCGGAAAUCGGGGACGUGGUCUCCCUGAGCGUGGGCAAUGUCAGCGUCAACGACAUCGAAUUGACUUGGCAGGCGCCCGAGAUGUACGCGAAAUGCAUAUCCAACUAUUGGAUUGCCCAGUGCGACGAGAAAUCCUGCAAUGAGACCACAGUUUCCGUCACGAAUUACAUCGCCAACGAUCUCGAGCCGUGCACAAAGUAUCGUUUCACCGUUAAAACGGUGACGCCGUCCGUGGAGUCCGUCGGCGUAGAUCAAACCGCGGAGACAGCCUCGCCGAUAUUGUCGGCGCCGCAGUCCUUCCACGUAAUACCCGGCAAUUUUUCGCUGUUCGUUAAAUGGGAGCCGCCGGAGUCUGGCACGGCCUGCCUCAAGCAUUAUCGUGUAACCACGAUUUCAGAGACAGACGAUUUCAAGUAUACCGACAAUACCACGAAUACGAAUGUGACAAUUUCGCAUUUGCACGCUUGCGAGAAGUAUAACGUGUUCAUCAGCGCUGUGAAUAAAGACGAUAAAGAGGAAAACAUGAUAGAUAAGAGCGGUUCCCCGCAUCCAUACAAAACAGAUCCACCAGUUUCGCAUGCUACUACAGGAGUAGUACCAAGUAUCAGAAGCCUGUUGAUAUUCUGGACCAUUAAAAAAGAGAAAAAUCAUUGCCAGCUGUUGUCUAUAAUAACUAUGUGCAAUGUUACAGAAAAAAAGGGGAAAGGUUAUGACCCUGAGAAUCGCGUGUUCAAGAUGGAUAUAGAUCACAAUACUGCUGCAGAUCCUUUUGUCGUACUAAAUAUAACCGUAAAGGAGCUAAGUCCUUUCACAAGUUACACUUGCUGGGCGCAUGUGAUUAAUAAUGGAGGAUUCAGCGACUUAAGUGACGGAGUCAAUGCCACAACGUUGGAGGACGUGCCGUCUCCACCUGAGUUUUCCAUCAAAAACAUCACAGACUCACAAUUCUCUUUAUCUUGGAAAGAACCGGAUUACUUGCCCGGUCAUUUAGAAGAAUUUGAAAUCGUUAUCGAUUGGAAAUCAGAGUAUCCGCCUCCAAAUUGGUGCCCUCGCGAAGAAGAUACAGAUUAUCCUAAAAAACUUAAUGUAAACGGCAGCGUGUUUGAGUAUGAUUUUGAAGCAAAGGCAUUCACGAGUUACAAAAUAUUUAUGAGAGCGAAAACAGGGCAAGGGUGGAGCAACAGCAGUGAUCCUAAAACAUGUUUAAGUAAUAGCGCAGUUCCAGGGGCAAUCUCGAAAUUCAAUUCUUCGUCCAUCACGAUCAGAGAAAAUUUAAAUGACACGAACGUAUUAGACACGAUUCUGACAUGGGGCCUGCCGUGUUCAUUGAACGGUGAACUCGAAUUCUUUGACAUAUUGGGGUUUGGUACCAGAGACGGAUAUCCACCCGAUUUUAUUUUCGAGAAGCACGAAUGCACGGAUUACGGUCACCACGAUUACAUGUGUUCGAUAAAUCUGAAUGAGUUGAAAGGAGAGUAUAAUUAUAAUUUCACGAUAUCCGCCAAAGUUAAGGAUAUUGAUACACUCGGAGAGCCAGUUAGUCAAAACGUGCUGUAUCCUGCCGGCAUACCACCACAGCCCAAAGAUGAAGAAAUUAAAUCUAUCACCUUGGAUCCAUAUAAGAUGCACAAAUCUACAACAACCGCCACUAUUUUGCUGCCCUUAUUCCCCAAUACCAGCGGCGAAAUCAAGUUCUACGCGAUCAUGGUGGCGAAGAUGGGGUACAAUAAAAUACAGUCGAAUAUGAGAUUCGAUAUGAAGAGGAAGUACUGGCCCAAUACGACCUCCUGGGAGGAAGCGAUGAUGAGCGAUUUCUCAAUCACGUAUCAAGCGACAAUGCCAAAGUGGAAUCCUUAUCCGAACUACAUUAUUGAUUACGGGGACUACAUGAAAGCUGUCAAGUAUAUGAUCGGCGAUGACACCACCUGCAAGGAGAUUUCGGCCAAUAACGACAAGCGGAUGUAUUGCAACGGGCCUCUUAAACCGGACACGUGGUAUCAUGUUAGAAUGAGGGCGUUUACUGACGGUGGUUACGCCGAUUCCGAGACUUUCACGAUAAAAACGAAUGCAGAACUGAAUGUCGCUCUCAUUAUCGGAGCUGUAUUCGGCAUUCUUUUCAUGGGAAUACUAGUGACGAUGAUGUUGCUCGUGCGAAGAUGCUCGCCGUACAUAGUGUUCCGAAGAUUUCUUCACUCUGACAUGCCUGGCUCGCCUGUGCCCGCGCCGUUCACCAGAAAGAAAUUCAUCAGCCAUUGUCAGCAAUUGGUGGACAAUCCUGGGAAACUGAGCAAUGAAUUUCGACUGCUUCAGACACUCAGCGUCGACUUGCAGAUGCCCACAAAUACGGCCUGUCUACAAGCUAACCGAAAGAAGAAUCGCUACUCCGACAUUUUGCCCUAUGAUUUCUCAAGAGUAAAGCUGGAAGUGAUAGAUAACGAUCCGAACACGGAUUAUAUCAACGCAUCAUUCAUAAGGGGAUAUACAGGAGAAGAUGAAUACAUAGCUUGUCAAGGUCCAAAGGAGGAAACUACUUACGAUUUUUGGAGAAUGGUCAAUCAGUAUAACGUUAAUAUUGUAGUUAUGCUGACGCAGUUGGUCGAGAAGGGCAAAGAGAAAUGUCAUCAAUAUUAUCCGACAAUAGGAGAAUCUUUUCGAUAUGAGAACAUGAUGAUACGAUGUACGAGUGAAUUAGAUUUCAGGACGCAUACCCAAAGAACGCUUAUAUUACAAAAGGAAAAUAAAAAAAGGACUAUCACUCACUUGCACUUUAAAGACUGGCCCGAUCACGAUGUUCCAGAAGAUUUCGAUGCGAUGAUCAAUUUUUGCCAAAUAAUGCGCCGCAAUAUUUCCGCUAAUAAAGGUUUUAUCGUCGUUCAUUGCAGUGCAGGGAUUGGCAGAACAGGAACGUUAAUAGCGAUAGAUAUUCUUCUGCAACAAAUUAGAGAUAAUAGGAAAUUAGAUGUAUUCGGAACUGUAUAUAGAUUGCGACAUCAUAGAAUAAAUAUGGUACAAAGAGAAAGCCAAUACGCUUAUAUAUAUAAUUGUAUAAAGCAAGUACUCAAAAAUCCUUACUUCUUAAAAACUUACAAACCACCACCAGUUGAGCCAGUAUAUGAGAACACCUCUAAGAAAGCCAAAGAUACAACAAAUUCAGACACAAAUCUAGUCAACAAUAUUGAAAUAUUAAAAAAACAUAAUUCCGUAUCUAUGGAGUCUCUGGGAUCAAUCUCCUUCAAUCUUUUUCCUCAGUCAACUUCAACAAGCAUAACAAAUAGCGAUUUGAGGCAGUGCAAAUCGACGGGUGCCAUAAAUGCAAAAACUCAUCACAUUACUGUAGGAAAAUCCCGAACUCUGGAUUGUAUCUUUAAACCACUGAGAGACUCGUCAUACAAGCUAAAUAGGGAAAAUUUAAUGCAAGAGAGUCUGCCAUUAUUAACUUGUUCAAGGUCAGCUGAUAUACUUGGCGAUAGCGUGUAAAAUGUAAUAAAUGAUAAGUGAGAGACGACUGAACUAUGUAUAAUUAUUUAUGUUAAGUUGAUCAUCGAAUGUAUAGAUAUUAGACCAAAAUAUAAACUGUAAUUACGUGUAAAUAUAACUUUAUGGAGGAUUGAUGUAUAUACUUCACGUACUAUUUUUUAUAAAUAAUCACAAACGUAUAUGCCACCAAACGUCAGAAUAUAUUAUGUGAUACUAAAUA
Messenger RNA from Temnothorax curvispinosus, 5481 nucleotides. RefSeq names its product receptor-type tyrosine-protein phosphatase beta (gene Ptp52F). The transcript has 22 exons. Bases 1095 to 5261 code for a protein of 1388 amino acids. Gene Ontology annotation, molecular function: protein tyrosine phosphatase activity; protein binding. Gene Ontology annotation, biological process: protein dephosphorylation. The record is from RefSeq and is a predicted model, not a curated record. Lineage: Eukaryota; Metazoa; Arthropoda; Insecta; Hymenoptera; Formicidae.